This is a messenger RNA of Eremothecium cymbalariae DBVPG#7215, 474 nucleotides long. It is a transcript of the gene MRPL25, whose product is annotated as mitochondrial 54S ribosomal protein mL59. Lineage: Eukaryota; Fungi; Ascomycota; Saccharomycetes; Saccharomycetales; Saccharomycetaceae. The transcript has a single exon. Bases 1 to 474 code for a protein of 157 amino acids. Gene Ontology annotation, cellular component: mitochondrial large ribosomal subunit. The record is from RefSeq and is a predicted model, not a curated record. Gene Ontology annotation, molecular function: structural constituent of ribosome.
AUGUCUGUUCCAUCGAUGAAACAAUAUUUUGAGCUUUUGCCUCCAAAACUAAAGAGUUUUUUUAAAAAGUAUCCUCCACAUUUAAAUUAUAGUGACAGGCCAGUUUCAACCUUACUACCAACUGCCAACCCUUUCUUACCUAAUAAGCAUCCGGUUACUGGUAAGUAUCACGAACCUAAGUACUCUUUGAGACGCAUGAGUGACAUAUACAAGUUAGCAUAUACGUAUGGAAUUCAAGAUUUUUUACCACCGAGAAACAAGUUGUUCUUUGAAGAAAAGUACAACCAAAAGAAGAUAGUCAAGGGUGUAAUCUUUCCCAAGGGUCAUAAAUACGAGUUAUCGCAUGGUAUGAAGAUGAAAAAGAUGGAAGAAGCCAUUAAAAAUGCAGAUAAAUACAUCGUGGAAGCUAGAGGCUCUAAAUACUUGAAAAAGCUGGAAAGGAGAAAGAGAGAGGGGACUAAAAGCUGGUUCUGA